Molecule: messenger RNA, 2480 nt
Organism: Diospyros lotus (date-plum)
Lineage: Eukaryota; Viridiplantae; Streptophyta; Magnoliopsida; Ericales; Ebenaceae
Product: serine/threonine-protein kinase RHS3
Exons: 3
Coding region: 508-2247 (579 amino acids)
Biological process (GO): protein phosphorylation
Cellular component (GO): cytoplasm; nucleus; plasma membrane
Molecular function (GO): protein serine/threonine kinase activity; ATP binding
Source: RefSeq, a predicted model, not a curated record
UCCGUCCGUCUUCGCAAAUGGAAGAACGGUGACCAGUUCCUCCCCCUCGUUGCUCGUCUCCACGUCGUCUUCUCUCUCUCUUUCUCUCUCUCUGUGAUUCACAUGCAUCUUCAUGCUCGUGCGUGCACACACGCGAAAAUGGAAGAUUUUCCAAAUCCGUCUUUUUUUCUCUCCCCUCCUUCCCACGAAUUUCUCGCCACAACUGUCUUCACAACCAGCAGCAAUAAUAGUAAUACCAACCUCCAUUCCUGCACCGGCAAUGUCCCCAAUCCAAGACCACCUCAUUUUCUUAUCCAAACCGCCAUUUUCUAUUUCUUUCCCUACAUUCCUCUCCUGCAUUUGUUCGUCUUCUACAGCGGGAAGAGAUCGAGGAAUUUGAUCGAUUGGAAUGGACUCGAGUGAAUGAAACUUGUGAUUCGCCGAUCGAACAAGCUAGGGAGGCAUUUUGCCAGGUUUUGGUCGAGGAAGCGGAUUCCCGUCCGGUUUGUCUCUUAGAAUCUUCUAAAAAUGAGCUACAUGUCAUCAGAAGGAACAUGCGAACAUAAGAAAAUAGAUCUGACUGCCGAAAGUAUUACCAAAUCAACCUCUAGCCAACCAGAUGAUCCUAAACAAGAGCAAACAACAAAACCCGCUGUCAAUUUAAAUCGUAAUUUGCCAUGCGGACCUGAACAUAUGGAUCAAAUUCCCAAAAGUUAUGCGAAUUCAGAUGGCAAUCCAUGCCCAGUUCCAACUCCAAGGAUGCCCAUCACUGACAGUAACUCAACUUCCAAACAGGACCUAGUUGAAAAGGCUGCCAAUUCUGCAACUAACCCAAAUAUGUUUCCGAAUUCUGAACUCCCAAUAGCAAGACCAAAAGGAGCAGCAGCAGCUACUCUAUCAAGUGUGACAGCAAGUGACCCUAAAGGUAUUCCACCAGUCAGCAAUUUUGACAGAGGGACUGGCAAUGCCACACGUAGUGACAGCACAGAGAGCUCCAGUGGACACCUUAGGCCCCACACUGGUGGUGAUGGUCAUUGGGAUGCAAUUAACUUGGCUUCUUCCAGAGAUCCCCCUCUUGGUCUCAGCCACUUUAGGCUCCUAAAACGGCUUGGAUAUGGAGAUAUAGGAAGUGUCUACCUUGUUGAGCUCAGAGGAACCAAUACCUACUUCGCCAUGAAAGUCAUGGACAAGGGGUCUCUUGCCAGUAGAAACAAGCUUCUUCGAGCUCAAACAGAGAGGGAGAUUCUUGGUCUUCUUGAUCACCCAUUUCUGCCUACUUUGUAUUCAUAUUUUGAGACUGACAAGUUCUAUUGCUUGGUCAUGGAGUUCUGUAGUGGAGGUAAUCUUCACACUCUUCGUCAAAAGCAACCAAACAAGUAUUUUACAGAGGAAGCUGCUAGAUUUUAUGCAUCAGAGGUGCUGUUGGCACUGGAGUAUCUGCACAUGCUGGGAAUUGUGUACAGGGAUCUGAAGCCAGAAAAUGUGCUAGUAAGAGAUCAAGGUCAUAUCAUGCUAUCUGAUUUUGAUCUCUCACUUCGCUGCUCUGUUUGCCCAACACUUGUCAAGUCCUCAUCGGUACUUGUAGGCAAUGGCGGUGGUGGCAUUUUGGAUGAGGAGAAUACAGUCUAUGGUUGCACCCAACCCUCAACUUUUCUCCCGCGCAUCCUACCUUCAAAGAAGAACCGCAAAUCAAAGUCAGAUUUUGGCCUCCUAGGUGGGGGAUCUCUCCCGGAACUAAUGGCAGAGCCCACCAACGUGAGGUCAAUGUCGUUUGUUGGGACCCACGAAUACCUGGCCCCGGAGAUCAUACGUGGAGAGGGUCAUGGCAGUGCAGUGGACUGGUGGACGUUUGGCAUUUUCCUGUACGAGCUAUUGCAUGGGACAACCCCUUUCAAAGGGGCAGGAAACCGCGCCACACUUUUUAACGUUGUAGGCCAGCCGUUGAGGUUCCCCGAGAGUCCGCAGGCGAGUUCUACAGCUCGUGAUCUUAUAAAGGGGCUCUUGGUAAAGGAGCCCCAGAAGCGAAUCGCGUACAAGCGGGGCGCGACAGAAAUAAAACAACACCCUUUCUUUGAGGGUGUGAACUGGGCUUUGGUGAGGAGUGCCAUGCCUCCCCACAUACCAGAUCCUGUAGACUUUGGGCGUUUUGCUAGUAAAGAGACGGGCCAAGGCGACAAGAAAAUGACGGACAUUGGAGCUGCUAAUAAUGCUCAUGUAAACCAAAAUAGUUCUGAUGAUUCUUCGUAUGUUGAUUUUGAGUACUUUUAGGAAAUUUGACCAUAUUGAUGAUGAUAAUGUAUAUUUUUCCAAGUGAAAUAUAUGUCACACAAAGAGCAAAAUCACAUAUCAACAUGAUUGUGAUUUUGCUGUGUCUGUACUGAAGAAAGCUUUUUAUACGUUACUUUUUGCAGGGUGUUUUCACUUCAUUUUCUCUUCUCCUUUUUUCUGUCCGUAUAAUUUCAUGUAAGACGUGGCUUUUGUCCUUCUCUUUGUAGUUGAGG